AUGUCGUGGUCAUCUACUUCGCUUUCGUGGCUGAAGCCGCGAAAUGCGUUCCUCACUCUCUUUUAUGUCACUCUUUUGACUCUUUCUUUUUCAGUUGAUUCAUCUUCCGCUAUCUCGGCACCAGUCCGGCUCCCUGCCAGUCCUGGAUAUCAAGGCCGAUCCAAUGCGUGUCCCACUCGAUGUGCAGUCUCGGGACCCAACCCAGCAAACUGGUCCAUGUACCACAACUUCGAUCAAUUGGCCUCAUGUCGAGAGUCUCUCUUUUAUUCUUUCUCCUUCCUCGACCCGGUUGAUGAUGCUAGCGUUGGCCAUCACAUCUACGCCUGUACCUCGUUUGGCCCGGAUUGGGGAAACCUGCCGGCGAACACAACAAAUCUCCUCCUGCAGUCGUCAGACGCUCCGGAACCCGUGAAUGGUACCUAUCAGGUUGGAUACUGGCCCGCCGCCUCUGGUUCUCCAGUUUCAGGUUCUUUAGGCACGCUCGCUAGUCAGCUCCGUCAGUACUUGGUUAGAGGAUUUGGCCUCAGCGACAGUCCAACAAUUCUCUUCGCCCGCUAUGGCUCCACCUCGGUCGGUCUCUUUAUCGGUCAAGGAUUGGAGAACAAAGGCAUUGGAGAAAAUGUGCUGUCAACCUUGGAAAGUUCAAUUGCAAAUGCCAAUGCCACCAAUGCCGCGAGUGUAGCGAUGCAAUUCUGCGAACCUGGCCAGACUUCGCAUCACGUCUUCGGUCUGAUUGCGACAGGCAAUGGAACUUUCGCUCCCAUACAGGAUGCCCUGUCCUCAUGGUCGAAAGCAAAAUGUCUGACAUUCCCGAGCGCUCACAACAUCACUGCCGAAGUCCCACUCGUGAAGCCCCUGUUCAACGCCUCUUCCGAUCCUCUCAUUGCUACUUCCACUCGUCCCUCGAUUCCCUCCGCCACCCCAGCUCAUAGCAAUACGACCUCCAUUCGAGGCAGGACACUCACCCCUCGAUCUACCUGCUCUACUACAGUCCAGGUCGUCUCGGGUAAUUGCUAUGAUUCUUUGGCGUCGGAAUGUGGGAUCACGGAAGCCAACUUCCUUGAUUACAAUAACGUCACGAACAGCGAUUGUGACACUUUGGUGAUCGGUGAACACUUCUGCUGUUCAGCCGGAACGUUGCCAGACUAUGCUCCUCAGGUGCAAUCUGAUGGUACUUGCGCGACAUACACGAUCCAGUCUGGUGAUAACUGCGAAACGAUCGCCGCUUCAUACGGUCUGACAAUGGAUGAGCUCGAGGAUUUCAACGAUGACACCUGGGGUUGGGCUGGCUGCAGCCCCCUCUACGCGAACACUAUCAUUUGUCUGAGUGAGGGUACUGCGCCCAUGCCGGCCGCUAUGGCCAACGCAGAAUGUGGACCACAGGUUCCCGGAACGGUGACUCCCCCGAGCGGGACGAACAUUUCCACACUCAACGAGUGCCCUCUAAAUGCCUGCUGUGAUGUGUGGGGUCAAUGCGGUAUAACAUCCGACUUCUGUACUGACACCAGCACCGGUGCCCCCGGAACGGCGAAAAAUAAUACUAACGGCUGUAUCUCCAACUGCGGCACCGACAUUGUGCAGAGUGAUGCACCUGCCACAUACAGGCAGAUCGGCUUCUUCGAGGGUUAUAACUUACAGCGACCCUGCCUCACCAUGGAUAUCUCUCAAAUUGACCUAACUGCUUAUACUCAUAUUUACUUUUCUUUUGGUGUCCUUGACUCGUCUUACGAGGUCCAGAUCCCCAACGACACUACGACCGGCACAACAUACGAGUUCGGCCUGUUUACAAAGCUUCUAGGCACAACUCGUGUCUUGUCGAUCGGCGGCUGGUCAUUUUCCACUGAUCCGAGCACUUACAUGAUUUUCCGUGAUGGUGUCACUGCUGCCAACCGGUUGACGAUGGCCACGAACAUUGCCAACUUCAUCAACGACAAUGACCUUGACGGCGUCAACAUCGACUGGGAAUAUCCAGGAGCAACUGAUAUCCCUGGUAUUCCGGCUGCUAGCUCCGAUGAUGGUACCAACUAUCUUGCCUUCCUUGCCGUGUUGAGAAAUCUUAUGCCCGAUAAGGAGAUUACAAUUGCGGCUCCAGCAUCAUACUGGUAUCUGCAGGGCUUCCCCAUCAGUGAAAUGGCCGAACUGGUGGACUACAUCAUUUACAUGACCUACGAUCUGCAUGGACAGUGGGAUUCCAAUAACCAGUGGUCGCAGGAUGGGUGCCCAACAGGUACCUGCUUGCGUACAGACGUAAACAUCACCGAAACCGAUGGCGCUUUAAGCAUGAUUACGAAAGCCGGUGUUCCCUCCAACCAGGUUGUGGUCGGUGUUACUAGCUAUGGACGAUCGUUCGCGAUGGCCGAAGCAGGCUGCUAUGGACCAGAGUGCUUAUACUUGGGAUCGGCCGAUGACUCACAAGCCACCCCAGGAGAAUGUACUCAGACUGCAGGCUACAUUGCCAAUGCUGAGAUCUUGGCAAUUAUUGCAAACUCCAGCAGAGUCAAUCAGGACUACAUCGAUGUUGACAGCAACACCAAUAUCCUUGUAUAUGAUGACACUCAAUGGGUUGGCUGGAUGAGCGAUGGUAUCAAAUCGGAGCGAAAAUCGGUCUACCAGGGCCUAUCGAUGGGUGGCUGGACUGACUGGGCUAUUGACUUGCAGGAAUUCCAAGAUGUUCCUCUUUCGUCGGACUCCUGGACCAUGUUCAUUGAAGAUGCUGUUGUGGAUGUUUACUCUUCCGAAGGUAAUCGAACUGGCAACUGGACUACCUUGGACUGUUCAAACCCCGCUGUGACAGAUGCACUAUACAUGCCAUGCGCGCAGCGCUGGUCGGAGCUCGACGCGUCCAAUGCGUGGUCAGACGCCUUGACUGUCUGGCUUGAUACAGAUGAGCCAGAACUUGGAGACUCUGAGCCCGAGUUCACUCUAUCUAUCAUGAAUACCCUUCAUGCUGCGGAGGAGAUGAACUGUGGACAAAUUGCUCCGGCAGGUUCUUGCUACACCACUGAAACUUGCGCUUGGUUUGAAGGUUUCGGUGACGAUGGUGGCUCAGGCCCUGCGGCGAUGCUCAUCUACGACUCUUUCACCAUUAUCAACAGUGCAUACUCACAGUUCUAUCUCGCUAUCAAUGGAAUCGCGGCAACAUAUAUCGACAACCAGCUUGCAGAAUUUGAAGACACUUUUGCACCGGUUCCUCCAACCGAAAGUGACGCGUGGCUGGACAUUCUGAUCGACUUGCUCGGUCUUGGUCUCACUGCGGUUGCUGCGCCAUUCUUCGACGGAGUCUUUGGAGCCCUACCAGCUCUUGAAGCGCUAGGGGAUUCUGGUGCCCAAGUUGCCCAAGAUAUGACGUAUUCUGCCAUCGCUUACGGAGCUUCAAUUGCUACCUCUAGUCUACCUGCCGGGGCUCCUGACAAAUGGACAGCCGCGUCUCAAACGAGUUUCACCGCCACUAUGGGCUCCGUACUAUACGGCUGGUCUGCUGCCGCGGAAAACCAGCUCUACACGCUAUUCAACGGAUCUUCUGCCUCUAUUACCCUCUUGACAACUCUCAUCAGCGAUGGCAAGCUCAUUGAGGGCAGCGGCGCCUCCCCAGAGACUGGUUACGACCCCACAACUUCAACAACCACCGAUGUCGAGGGUUUCAUUGGCACAGCUUUCUUCGGAUACGCUAUUCCGGCUUUGUGGACUGCCGCUGGUACUGCGGCUUUCGUCAUCGACUCGGGCUAUGCAUGCAGUGCACAAAACCCAUUGACCGACUACAUGACCGACUCCACCCAAGAGGCCACAUAUGCAUGCUACAACGACAACUUGUACUAUCUGGUCUACCCUGACGGCACGUACGAAGGUUGUACCGGAAACGAUGAGGAAGCAUGCUCUCAAAGUUACUUCACUGCUCCACCAGGUCUGGACACUCUCAGCAACGCCACCUGGGGAGGCAUCACUCUAGCCAACCUUAUCGAAGGAUCCGUGAACACAUAUGUCGCCAACGGCAACGCGAACGGAGGACCUGUCGCCGAUCCGGUAAACGAGGACACACUCAAGGACUUAGCGAAUCGGGAUAUUACUACUGCCGGUUACAUUCGCCUGCCGGUCUGUUCGGCGCAAGUUGCCUGGGCUUCCUGGUCGACUCCAUCACAGUCCAACUCCUCAGCCGCCGGCUACCCUUGCAACCCUCUGCAAGGUGUGACCAAAUGCAGCUCUUACACUUACGAAGAUGAGACCACAUCCGCUUCUCCCUCCGUAUCUGAUUGCCAGACCCUCAUGAGUAACAUUGCGGGCACGGACGGCGAAUGGACUACCGGAAUCAGUGGACAGCGCGCAAUUGCCACCUAUGGCACCUGCAAGUUUGGCGUCCAGAAUGAUGGUGUUACCGGUGAUGUUACUUACUACACUGGUAGCCAGGACAUUGUCACCCUUGUCACCGAGGCCAUUUCGCUGUAUGAAUGGGAAGGUCUCGUUGGUGCGAAGGGAUACAUGGAGUGUGAUGGCGAUGCGGGCAAGCAAAAGGUGGAGUGGGGACUGUAUUAA
Messenger RNA from Penicillium verhagenii, 4527 nucleotides. RefSeq names its product Glycoside hydrolase superfamily. NCBI's taxonomy places the organism in Eukaryota, Fungi, Ascomycota, Eurotiomycetes, Eurotiales, Aspergillaceae. The record is from RefSeq and is a predicted model, not a curated record. Gene Ontology annotation, biological process: carbohydrate metabolic process. Bases 1 to 4527 code for a protein of 1508 amino acids. Gene Ontology annotation, molecular function: hydrolase activity, hydrolyzing O-glycosyl compounds; chitin binding. The transcript is spliced from 8 exons.